Molecule: messenger RNA, 1239 nt
Organism: Emericellopsis atlantica
Lineage: Eukaryota; Fungi; Ascomycota; Sordariomycetes; Hypocreales; Bionectriaceae
Exons: 1
Coding region: 389-1030 (213 amino acids)
Biological process (GO): negative regulation of protein kinase activity
Cellular component (GO): nucleolus
Molecular function (GO): double-stranded RNA binding; protein kinase binding; protein kinase inhibitor activity
Source: RefSeq, a predicted model, not a curated record
AGGUGAGGUCCCUGCAGAAGGUCACGCCGGCGGGACGCCGGUAGCGGAGCCUCCGCGUGGGGGACGAACGGACUUCGGUAUUGAGGCGGAUGCGCAAGCCACACUUGAAGACGCACUAGCCACAGAUAGAUGUACUCAGCCUCUGACAACGCUGGGUUGCGCGAAGACGUCAACCUCAACUAUUUUCUGUCGAAUUCUGUCUGUCCACUUUCUCGCUCGCUCGCUCGCUCGCGUCCAUAACAAGUUUCGCCGCGCACACGCUUCACUUUACAAGAGAAUUGAUUGCCUCGCCAUUACGGCAUCAGAAAGCAUCCCAGCGCAAGGUCCAGACACCUCAGCCGCAACCGACGACCACGCUUCAUCGUGUGAAAACCCUCCUACAAUCGCCAUGUCUGCUGGCACCCAAGAUUCGAUCCCCACGUCCGCGGACCCCAAGUCACACCGCCCGACCAAACGGCGUGCGCUGCUCUCGCCUACCGCCCAGCAAGCGUCCUCGCUGGACGCCCUCUUUGCGAACCCCCCCCCACCACCACCCACAUCCACCUCCCUCACACACUCCGCCGGCGUGUCCGCCCCGCCCGAGAUUGUCAACAACGUGCAGGGCUCCUCGGCCGGCGCGGGCAGCGGCGAGUUUCACGUCUACAAGGCGCUGAGGCGACGGGAGUACGAGAGGACAAAGGCCAUGGACGAAGAGGUCAGGCGCGAGAAGGAGAAUGAGCAGUUUGAAAAGGAAAAGGCGGAGCAGGAAAAACGAGACGAGGAAAAGACAAAGAGGAAUCGGGAAAAGAGAGAAAAAGCGAAAGCAAGGAAGGGGAAGAAGGGCAAGGGAGGGACUGGGGGUGCAGCGGAUCAGGCGGCGCAAGACGCAAAGUCCAGCAACACCAAUGGGACCAAGAUCGUGCCGCGGAAGCUCGAGGCCAGAAAUGGAGAGACCGAUGGGAAAGAGGCUGGAGAUGAAUCCAAGAAGGGUGCAGAGGGCGCAGAGACGGAGCAGCCAGAGGAAGGCUUGGUCAUCCACGAUGAUGACUAGGUUACCGAGUAGGCAAGGUAACACACGUUACCGAGUGACCUUGUGUACAUACAACAACACCAAGAUACCCAUAGAACAUCACACCAACACUCUUCAUUGAGCCUGCCAAUCUUUUUGUCUAUCUCUCCCUGAACAUCCCCCAAGCCGGCCGCGGUAAUGUGGUUUGCCAGAUCAAAAACGAGGUGAAUCGCAAAACACCAAAUGUGCAU